AUGGCGGAUCCCUUCAGCUUCUCCUACCCCUCCCCACUGGAAGGCUAUGAAAACCUAGAGCCACUAUCCAACGAACGCAACGAAGACGGAAAAUCCCUCAAGAACCCCCAACAUGGAAAGCUGAGCAAAGCCUACGAGGAAUUCCCCGACCCUCUCAGCAAAGAUAUUCGUGGUGGUUUCGACAUUCACAUCUACUAUUUCCAGAAUAACCCCAACCAAGCAACCUUCGCAAAAGCUCUCCAUGAACGAAUUCGUCGUGAAUUCCCCGAGCUCCGAAUCUAUACCUUCUGGGACAAACCCAUUGGACCACACCCAGUCGCCAUGUUCGAAGUCAAUCUUUUCACGCCCGCGCAGUUCGGUGCUUUCGUUCCCUGGUUGGUGAUCAAUCGGGGCCCACUGAGUGCGCUUUUGCACCCCAAUACGCUGGAGGAAGGGGCUGCGGAGGAGGAGAGGAACCACACGCAGCGGGCGACUUGGCUGGGAGAGCGGAUCCCGUUGGAUUUAUCUCUGUUUAAGCUUUUGAGGGCGAAAGAGAUCGAGGAAGAGGAGAAGCAGGGGAAAUUGUGA
Molecule: messenger RNA, 567 nt
Organism: Penicillium manginii
Lineage: Eukaryota; Fungi; Ascomycota; Eurotiomycetes; Eurotiales; Aspergillaceae
Product: DOPA 4,5-dioxygenase family protein
Exons: 4
Coding region: 1-567 (188 amino acids)
Source: RefSeq, a predicted model, not a curated record